This is a messenger RNA of Bradysia coprophila, 1338 nucleotides long. RefSeq lists its product as uncharacterized. The record is from RefSeq and is a predicted model, not a curated record. Lineage: Eukaryota; Metazoa; Arthropoda; Insecta; Diptera; Sciaridae.
UUAGAGCUUGUGCUACCAACACAUAUUUAGACGAUUUAGAUCAAAGAAAGUAAGAGGACGGUCCAUGUUGAAUUUUCCGUUUCAUGUCCGGUUUUUAUUCAGUCGUUUUGUGAAGUAACAAAAAUUAAUUUAAUCUAAGCAAAUAGUGGCCAAGUAGUAAUUGAGUGGACGAAAUAAAUCAAAAUGGCUGACAUACGAACCGAACAGUCAACACCCGAUACACAUUCUUUAGCCGAUUACCGUGCACUAGAUUCGUCCGUGUCUGGCCGAACACAGUCGAACACCGGAUCUAACGAAUUGUCGUCCGACGCAGCUUCCGAUCAGAGUAGCUUGAAACGACGGCAAUCGGACGAUUCGCAUCAGUCUUCCUCAACCUUAGAUGAAGGAAUUCAAAUGGUAAAGCAGCCAUCACAAAGCCAAAAUGAUGCUGACGAAAUUGAAGUGGAAGCCGCUGAGGAAAGUCCGCUCUUAUUAACGAAAAAAAAAGGUGAUGCGACGACACAUCCGACUUUUUUCAAAAACAAUAAACCUUUAAACCCCCGGUUUACAACGCAAACAGUGAAUGUAGGUGACGGAAAUGCUGAAACAAAUUUUGGAGGUGUAGCUGGACCUUCGCAACCACUUUUAGCUGGACCUUCGCAACCACUUGCACCAAUUGCGGAACAAUCAUCGGAUAAAACAGACAACUCAUCUGCUACCAUAGAAACACCGGUGUCUACUAAUAGUGCAACUUUAACCGAUACAAGCAAUACAAGCAACCGUGCUCGAAUUGUUCGGAUAAUUGUUAUUGCCAUCUGUUCGUUUGUGGCAGCUGUACUAGCUCUGUCGCUGUGUGCUUUCUUCUGCGGAAAGAUUCACGGAAGUAACGAUCCAUCCACCAACGAGCUGAAGGAACAUUCAAGUAGAACUGCUGUAGUAAAAUCAAACGCAACGGACCACAUUGCCAACAUGACAGACAUAUGCCUCGAUUGGGCUAUGAAUGCAACGACCAAUACAACGGGCCAAUAUAACAUGACAAACAUCGAUUGGGGUCGAUGUGCCAAUGUGACCGCAAAUAUAACGACGAGCCGUUCAUCGGCAAAUUUAGCGGCAACUAAUGCAUCAGAAACAACAACUGGUUCGAUUGAAGCAGACUUCAAUUGAAACAAGAGCAGUUGUGAUGUAAAGAUGACAAUUUUUAUUGAAUGACCCCCAUGACUGCGAAAACGCCAUUUAAAGCUGAAAGUUUUAUGAUUUGAACCGUUUUCGGUAUUUCAAUUUUGUUUGUUUUUUCAUCAAAUUUGUCCAUAAACCAUUGUCGUAAACAGUGGCAGCAAUAAAUGAGGCGACUAAAUUAAA